Molecule: messenger RNA, 3046 nt
Organism: Anneissia japonica
Lineage: Eukaryota; Metazoa; Echinodermata; Crinoidea; Comatulida; Comatulidae
Product: lactadherin-like
Exons: 6
Coding region: 113-1576 (487 amino acids)
Source: RefSeq, a predicted model, not a curated record
UUCAUUUAAAUGCCAACUCACUCGUGUUAGUGCGCAGGAAAUCAAUACUUAACGGGCAAUUAUUAUUAUAUUAACAGCGAUUAGGCAUUGCGUAUAUUUUUAACUGACAAAUAUGUAUCGUACGUUUCUCUCAUUGUUUGGUAUCAUUACAUUGCUUAGAUGUUCAUUUGCAGAGCCUUGCGUUCAUCCUCUUGGAAUAGAAGACGGAACAAUUCAACUGACAGCAUCAUCUGAAAUCGACAAUAACCAUAGAGCUGAUCGUGGAAGACUGAAUACUGUACUCGGGUCCGGCAUUGGUUAUGGAUCAUGGGUGGCUAAUUUCAAAGACCAAAAUCAAUGGAUUCAAGCCCACCUUGGAUCUUUGUUGAAAGUCACCAGACUGAUUACACAAGGUCGACAGGAUACAGAUCAGUGGGUGACGUCAUAUGAAGUUCUUUACAGUACUGGUGGCAACUUUGAAGAAAUCCUGGAGGCCAGUGGUCAAGUUGCACCUUGUGGUCAACCUCUUGGGGUAGAAGACGGAACAAUUCCUCCACAACAAUUGACAGCAUCAAGUGAAAGAGACAGUUACCAUGGAGCUGAUCGUGGGAGGCUUAACACCGUACGAGAAGGCUCUUUCGUGGGUGCAUGGGUGACUCUACAAGACGACCAACAUCAAUGGAUUCAAGCUGACUUGGGUUCUUUGUUAAAGGUGACGGGAGUAAUCACACAAGGACGAGAGGAUUAUGCAGAUCAGUAUGUGACGUCAUAUGAAGUUCUUUACAGCCUUGAUGGUGACCAAUUUGAAGAAAUCAUCAACAUCAAUGGUCAAGUUGCAGUGUUUAAUGGAAACUCCGAUAGAAACACGGCUGUGACAAACAUGUUCCAUGAUCCUGUCUACGCCCAAUUCAUCAGAAUCCAUCCGACCAAUUGGUACGCUCGCAUAAGUUUAAGAUUUGAAGUUCUUGGAUGCUCAGCUGAAGCAAUACUGUACAAUCAUCACUGCUACAAGUUUGUCAGUGAUCCGACAACAUGGAACGACGCAAAAGCAAUGUGUGAGAGUUUCUCUUCACGGUUAAUUACGAUCAACACGGAAGAAGAGCUAGCUUACUUCACUGCUGUAGCAUCAACCUUCAAUCCAUUCCCAUCGCCAUGGACGGGGAUGAACGACAUUUUGGCGGAAGGACUGACAUACGAACAACCGACCUACAACGAGUUUAUUGAUAAUGACGACCCAGAGAACAGCGACUGCUUUCACAUUGACACGAAUGGUGAUAUGAGUUACAGAAGUUGCGAUGAUGAGUUUGGGUACGUGUGUGAAGCUCCGAGUAUUAUCUCUGAAAGCUAUUCCAUAUUCAAAAUAAACAAAUCACCGGCAGCCGGACAAGUAGUCGGGAGUUUCUAUGCACGGAGUUCUGGCGCAUGCUCAUUGGAAUGCGGUAGAUUGGAAUCGUGUGUUUCAUUUUCGUUUAGUAGUUUUUCAAACGAGUGUAUACUGAGCAGUAGUACAGGUCAAAGUUCAGAACUGGAUGAUGCGGAAGAUUCUGACUUUUAUGUCUUUACAUCAACUGAAGAGAUAUGCAGACCAUUUACAUGAACUAGAAUAUCGCUUUAAGUCGUUUCUGUUAAAGCUUUAGUUUAAAUAUUUCGAGCAUUUGAUGUGACACAUAACAUUCGUAAUGUUAUUAAGAUGUCUGAUAUGAAAUAAGUAAACUAUGUGUUAUAGUAUAAUUCUACUUUGUAUUUGAAACUACAGUACUUGUAAACUUCAGUUGUUUUAGAAAUAAGACAACAUACUAAAACAUCAUGCGUGUAGAAAGUCGAUUCUAUAGCUCAUCAUUUGAAUAGUUUCCAAUAUAUGGAGCCCAUAAUUAAUAGGGAGAUUUCGAUUCGAGCAACGACGUGACGGAGAAUGGAUUUACUCAUGCGUGACCUCUACGUUCUCUGUCACGUAGAGAUUAGGUCAAAUUGAAUCCUAGGAAUCCAUGCGACGAGAAUUUGCGAAUUACUUCUUAGUGAAGUCAAGAAUUAAAACAAAAUACGGUCAAAGUUAAAUCUGAGACUGCCAUUUAAAGGCAUAUGAGGUGUAAGCACCAUCACAUUUCGUAUCUCAGCCCAAAACCAUGUUGGCCGGGGAAUGAGUUUGUCUUGUCCCUCAAUUUGCAAAAUGUUCGUCUUGAGCAACCUCCAUUUUAAAUCUCUGAAUCCGCCAAACAUCUGGCAUUUAUCUAGUACAACUAAAAACUUACUUAUUGCAAACCUUUAAACAAUAAUUAUUUUGAACGUCUUCCUCUCCCAUUUCUGAAUAAUUAUAUCAUAUUUGCCUCACAUCAUCUUUUUCCUUAAUGCUAUAUCCAGACGAUCAAAUUUUCAUGGUAUCAUCCCAUUUGGUUAAAAUCCAGUUUGUUGAAACACGGUUUGCCGAAUUUAUCCCACUUUGCCGAAAACCCAGUUUGCCGAAUCCAGUUCACCGAAAACAUGAAAUCCCAGUUGGCCGAAACCUGGUUUGCCAAACCCAGUUUUCCAAAUUUGAAUUUUGUCGUCACCGUCGUACAAAAGAGCAGCCCACUACUAUUUUGAAAUAAAAUGUAAUAAACAGUAAUUAUGUAGGCAAAAUCGAAUGUAAACUUAGACUUAACUAUUUUGAACUAAAUUUAAGAACGGUAAUUAUUGUAAGCGAAACUGAAUGUAAACUCGGACUUAACAACCACAACAAAAAACCCAUCAAAAUGGCUUCCUGUGGCUUACAACUUUAAUUUACCGAUGUAUACUAUCAGCGACUUAGGCUUAAUAUUCUUAUGCACCAAUUUCAAAUCUACUAAGGCUAGAGGACUUGGCGGAUACACUCGGGACACCUUCUAGGCUUAGUAAAUGUGAAAUUGGUACUUAAGAUUAACUAGCCUAAUCACUGAUAGUAUGGCUCUUUAAUUUGAAAUAAUGAGCAAUAGUAAAGCCAUUUGAUGCCCUCUAAAAAUACAUGCUUCACUAUUCCAGCCUAAAAAUACAUUCCUAAUUCAUAUAAUGUUUUGAGGCAUCUACUGUUUGAUGAAAACCUGAUAAAGGGCGA